Messenger RNA from Oncorhynchus kisutch (coho salmon), 3478 nucleotides. It is a transcript of the gene sst5, whose product is annotated as somatostatin 5. Gene Ontology annotation, molecular function: hormone activity. The coding region runs from base 3025 to 3351 and encodes 108 amino acids. The transcript is spliced from 2 exons. NCBI's taxonomy places the organism in Eukaryota, Metazoa, Chordata, Actinopteri, Salmoniformes, Salmonidae. Gene Ontology annotation, biological process: regulation of cell migration. The record is from RefSeq and is a predicted model, not a curated record. Gene Ontology annotation, cellular component: extracellular region.
GAGAGUCGGUCCAAGAAUUGAACCCUGUGGCACCCCCAUAGAGACUGCCAGAGGUCCGGACAGCAGACCCUCCGAUUUGACACACUGAACUCUAUCAGAGAAGUAGUUGGUGAACCAGGCGAGGCAAUCAUUUGAGAAACCAAGGCUGUCGAGUCUGCCGAUGAGGAUAUGGUGAUUGACAGAGUCGAAAGCCUUGGCCAGAUCAAUGAAUACAGCUGCACAGUAAUGUUUCUUAUCGAUGGCGGUUAAGAUAUCGUUUAGGACCUUGAGCGUGGCUGAGGUGCACCCAUGACCAGCUCUGAAACCAUAUUGCAUAGCAGAGAAGGUAUGGUGAGAUUCGAAAUGGUCGGUAAUCUGUUUGUUGACUUGGCUUUCGAAGACCUUAGAAGACCUCAGAAUGCACUAUAUUAUUAUCUUAUGAUCUUUGGGUUAGAAGGAAAGUAUUGUUGGCCUACUUAGUAUGAUAUACAAUAGAUUGAUUUGCAUGCAACAAUCAAAUGAAUUAAUCAAUAGAUAAGUCAAGUAAGUAAAUAUAGUGCUAUAUCAAUGACCCCAAAGGUAUUGUUGACACGAUUAUCACAUCCACUGUAUGUGUGAUGUGAGUUCAGAUCAUGUUGCUGUUGUUAUUUACUUUCCAGAUGAAGACCUGUUGCUCUCUAAACUGCCAUUUAAUAUACACAAAAAUGAUGAGAGCAGGAGAGCCAUACAGUAAACAGUACACUAGAUGGCAGCAAAGCGACCACUAAGACCCGACAGGAAUGAUGAGAAAUGAAUGUCUACACUGUAGGCUACUGCACUGUACUAUCAGAAAUAGUGGAGUCCUACAGCCCCAAUAUAGGCAAAUACAAUUGUAUAUCUUAAUUGUUAUUCCUAUGUCAAAAAGUCAUGGGCUAUUUGUAGAGACAUGAUAGCCGUGGUAUAAUGGCCAUAUACCACACCCCCUUGGGCCAUAUUGCUUAAUUAUAACCUGAUUAUUAACAUUUCAAACCAAAGCCUAGGCGACUCCAAAACAACUCUUCAGGUCUCAGGCAAGGUUACUCAUCACAUAAGUGUGGUCAGUCACACCAACACCUAUAGAAGGCGUCUCCACGGACCUGUUCAGGUGGAUGUAAUAACAUAGAUUGUUCAGAUAGAAAUGUAUUGUGUAGAACAGACAUUAGAAACAGAAUGAAUAGAGAAGACUAUCAGCAACGUUCAGAUUGUUUCACAUCACUGAAUACACACCAGCUCUCCAAAGAAGACAGGUGGGUUGUGAUGAGGACUGGAGGUGGUGGCAGUACUGUAAGGACCCCACACGGGAUGUAUUAAUGUGCCCAGUGGGAUGCCUGUGGCCAUGACAUCCCCCAUCUCCUUUGGAAAUGUUAAUGAGGGCCGGAGGUGACAUGAAGAAAUGAGUAAUCAGAACAAACAGUGCAUCUCCCAUGGUGCCAAGGGGCAACGCCGUCAGGAAAGGUUAGACUUCCUUCGUUCAGUGAGGUAUCCGUCUUUGCUACCAGCUAUUGCUAAUAAUGUUUCCUACAGUGGGGUUUUAUUUCCCAUUCAUCCUCAAAGAAGUCAACAAAAAUCUAUUCUGACGUACCACUCCAACCAGGCCAACUGUUGACAGUUUGGUUAUCAUUUGAAAUCAUGAAUAACAUGGCCCAGUCAACAAGUAGAGUAGAAUAGUGUAAAGUCUGGGACAUUUGAGUUGUCAAACCAGUAGUUUACAGCAGCUCACACUUUAACUACAAACAAAAAUAAAUAAUGUCCCACAUUUAGGGCUCUAUUCAGUCUUUAAAGCUGAAGCGUUACAGAUUCCGCUGUAAUUUACGAUUGAGCCGACGUGCAUCAUUCUCUGUGAAGCCAGUCUCUGCUUCAAGAGGGAACAUUGCCUUUAAACUUGAAUCACGCAGAAAGGCUUAAACUCCAGCGAUGCGGAUUGAACAGAGCCGCCAGGCUGCGUUUACACAAGCAGCCCAAUUCUGAUCUUUUUUAUGUUAAUUGCUCUUUUGUCCAAUCAGAUCUGAAAAACACCUGAUGUGAAAAAAUGAUGUGAUUGGUCAAAAUACCAAUUAGUGGAAAAAAUAUCAGAAUUGGUCGGUCUGUGUAAACGCAGCCUCAAUACGCACUUGCAUCUUUGCCCUUUUGCUGAUAAAUGAAUGCUUACUUCUUCUGGGUACAUGAUGGGGGUGGGGAGAAGAAGAUGGAGAUUAGUGGGGGGGGCAGUGGGCAAACCUUCCAAUUAACAUUUGAGUCACUCCAUAUCAUUAGCAGCUCUGUGUGGCGCAUUAGGACCACACAUCGUGCCGGAGACGCACCAGGGCUGGUGGGGCUAAUCUCAACUGACGCAACACCCCUGGGCCUGGCUGAGACAGACGUCACCCUCCGUCAACACUAGACUGUGAAUGAGUCCCAAAUGGCACCCUAUUCUACUCCCAAAAGAGUGCCAUUUCAGACGGGUCCUGGUCAAAAGUAGUGCACUAUACUGGGAAUAGGAUGUCAUUUCAGGAGCACACUAUCAUCAUCACUGGGCUCGGGGUUUGUUUAGAUCUGAAAUGCCGCUUGUAAUGCUGUGUUGUUUGCCAUGCCCACUUCACACUUGUCAAUUCCAUGUCACAACUUUGCAGAUAUUGGAUGUUGGACAGAUGUAUAAUAUUGUUUUGUUCUUGUGACUGUGUCAAACCCCUGUGACCUUCUUUACUUCUUCCCUACAGCUAGUGACCCCGAUGACACGCGCACACACACACACACACGCACACGUCCUCAUCAACCAAUCACAUCCCUGUAUUGGUAUGAGGAAGAGCCAAGGAUGAAGAAACCUAUAUAUUGGUGGCGCCACUAUUAUGUGACACUUGGACAGGGCUGUGUUUUGUGUGUGGACCAACGGCCAUCUUCGUUCUCUGACAUCCAGCCGUUGUUUUGUUUUCCAAUAGGAUAGUUAUUGUUGAACAUCCAGUCAACAUCCAGAUUAUCGCUGCUGAAUACAGCAUUGAAGGAUACAUUCGGUAUACAGUUUAACCAAUAGGAAAGGUACAGACAGGGGAGAUGCUGUGUUCCCAGCUGCAGGUGUUACUGGUGGCUCUAUCUGCCUCAGUGUUUCUGGCGAGGGUCAGCGCCGCUCCACACAGAGACAUGCUAGCUGAACUACUGAGAGCAGAUACAACCAAGGGCAACGAGGAUCUCUCCCGCACCCUCCUGCUGAAGAUAAUGUCGGACCUGAUGAGCACAGCCGUGGGGGAGAACGAGGUCCUACCGGACCUGGAGGAUGCACUCGGGGUGAGGGAGGAGGUGGUGCGCCAGCUACCCCUCUCCCAUCGGGAACGCAAGGCUGGAUGCCGGAACUUCUUUUGGAAGACAUUCACAUCGUGUUAACUUGCCAAGCAGCCUCUUCUUUGUGCUGGAUCAUUUGAAGACAUAUUUCUUGCAAUGUCACAAAUGUAAAAUGACAGCUACUUUUCCUUUUGCACUGUUCAUGAUCAAUUAAAAGGUCUAGAAUGAU